Molecule: messenger RNA, 2052 nt
Organism: Giardia duodenalis
Lineage: Eukaryota; Fornicata; Diplomonadida; Hexamitidae
Product: Kinase, NEK
Exons: 1
Coding region: 1-2052 (683 amino acids)
Biological process (GO): protein phosphorylation
Molecular function (GO): ATP binding; protein kinase activity; protein binding
Source: RefSeq, a predicted model, not a curated record
AUGGCUGUUGACUGCGGGCUUUACCCCUCUGCCUUAGCCACCGCAGAGGGCGCCCUAGGAGAUGCCAGUAACAAUUUAGUUAGCGGCUUUUCAGGGCCGAUGGGCGCUGGUGGCGUUCCCGUGUUCAGCCCCAAAAAGUUGCAUAGACGCCUAGGUAACAUGCUCAGUAAGGAUGCCCACGGUGCCGUCUACUCUCUCAGGGGAUGCCCGUACCUUGCUGUGAAAGAAAUCCGGCUUGAUGGUCUGGAUCAACACAGCGUAGAUGCCAUUCGGCGUAGGCUGACCGUUCUUCUAGGCACCCUUCACCCAGACGUUCUCAAAUACCACCAGGUGCUUAUGGAUGACAAUACGAUCCUUGUUGUCACAGACCGCUGCUGCGGGGACCUGAGGCAGUUCAUCACCGACUACAGGGACAUUCACGAACCUAUUCCCAGCAAGCUGGUGCUCUCCCUUCUGGGGCAGCUGGCUGGCGCCCUUGCCCACCUCCACGGGCUCAGCAGAGGUGCCCACAACGGCCUGCCCUCUAGCGUUGUCCUCGAGCCCGACAACAUCAUGUUCGCUGGGGACGGGCGGCGUGUUGUUCUUGCAGACUUCGGGUUCUGCGAGGGCAUAUCGAGCGGAGCUGCGAAGGCUGGCGACCCCGCGUACAUGGCCCCCGAGACACUCCUCUGCGGUGACACGACCGCCGCAUCCGACGUCUGGAGCCUCGGGGCCGUCGCAUACGAGCUCGCCACCCUGAGGAAGCCGGAUUUCUUGGGGGGCAGGGAGCCAGCAGAGGUCUUCGUCGACGGAUGGAGGCCGGACCUGAGCGGUGUCGCAGACGACCUCGCAAGGAGCGUCCUUGAGAGGAUGCUCGUCCUCGAUCCCGCCGAGAGGCCGACUGCCAGAAGGCUCGCCCGUCUACUUCGGAGGCUUGGCAUCUCUGCUGAUGAACAAGAGGCCCAAGAUACAAGGUUAAAGGAGGUGCGCGCAGCCUUUGUAGAAGCCUUGAAUAGAGCCAACAACGAAACAGUAGCUCUUAGGAAGGACCCUCCUGAUCGAGCUGCAAGAAUGGACAUCAUUAGGGAGCAGUGUGCUAUUGCCGCCAAGCUAUUCAGGGAAAUACAGGAGAUUAAGACAGAGAUGGGCGAAACAGACGAGACAGACGAAAUGGAGGAGUCAGACGAAUCAGACGAGUCAGAAGAGCCAGAGAAGCACCUAAUAGAGGAGGACGACUCCACCGACCUCAUGAAGGCAGUCGAUAGAAACGACGUGGAGGCUGUGAAGGCCCUCAUACCGCUCCAGGGGGGCAUGAAGAUGAAGGGAUGCGCACUUGUAGGUGACUGGAAGAUAUACGAGGGAACUGCUCUGAUAAGGGCGGCGGUAUAUGGAUACACAGAGAUUGUGGAGCUGCUCGCGGAGAAAGAGAAGGGACUGAAAGAUAGCAACGGAUGGACCGCCCUCAUGUAUACUGCAAGGACUGGCCGCGCAGACUGUCUUAAGCUCCUGCUAGAGAAGGAAAGCGGCAUGAAGAGCGAUAAGGGGUGGACGGCCCUCAUGGCUGCAGCAAGUGCUGGCCAUUCAGAGUGUGCCAAAUUGCUCUUGAAAAACGAGGUUGGCAUGCAAGAUAACGAUGGGGAAACCGCCCUUAUGGCUGCAGCGGGGAAAGGCCACAGAAGCUGUGUCGAAUUGCUUCUGAGGCAGGAAGGCGGUAUACAGGAUAACAGCAAAUGGACCGCCCUUAUGAUUGCUGCAGAACGUGGCGAAGCUGGCUGUGUUGAGCUACUCGUAGAAAAGGAGAGUUGUGCGCAAUCGAGGGAUGGAUGGACGGCCCUCAUGUGGGCUGCGCAGAAUGGCCACGCAAGCUGUGUCAGAUUACUUGUGGAGAAAGAGGGCGGUAUGCAAAAUAACGAUGGAUGGCCCGCUCUCACAGUCGCUGCACAGAGCGGCUACGUAGAGUGUGCGAGGCUCCUUGUGAGGGAGAAGAAUAUUAGAGAUAAUAUGGACGAAACUGCCCUUGACAUGGCCAAGCUAUGGAGGCGCCAUGAGAUAAUUGCCCUCCUCUCAGAGUAA